Molecule: messenger RNA, 5631 nt
Organism: Linum trigynum
Lineage: Eukaryota; Viridiplantae; Streptophyta; Magnoliopsida; Malpighiales; Linaceae
Source: the annotation of a GenBank genome assembly
CCAAGUUCACUUAAUGUAAUUCUAAUAUCAAUUUGGUUGAAACUAGCAUCAAUUUGGUAGUCAAUUACGUCCAAGUUCACUUAAUGUAAUUCUAAUAUCAAUUUGGUUGAAACUAGCAUCAAUUUGGUUGAAACUAGCAGUGACAAGUCGGUAAACAUUAGUAAUCACCGAGUUGUUUAGGCUACUAAGAUUGGAUUUGUUAAGAUUAGCAGUAGCAAAUCUUAACAUCAAUUCCAUGUUGAGCUAUAAGUUUGCUUUGGAUUUGGGAAUGGUAGAUGAAUUUUGCAAAAUUGAAUUAAGGCAAAGACUUCAUUAUCAGAUUUACAUUGUACAUAGUAGCAAUGACACCAUAAUAAAGGAUUAAAACUAAUCACAAUAAACUAAUUACAAUAACAACGCUAAACAGAUUCGGUCAACAAAUUGAAGUCAUUGCCCUCCUACUAUGAGCCCAAACGAAUUGUUUACCUGCAAAAUUGAAAAAAAGAGUAAAACAUAUUAGUUUCAGCCCAAAUUAAAAUCAUGAACCUAAUUCAGACCCAUGGCUUUCGGCCCAUACUUGGUCAACAUGACCUAACCCAGUCAAAAGGCCCAAUCACAGAGUCAACUUCGGUCAACUCAGGUCAAUGUACCUUAUCCCAUCCCAAAGGACUAGCCAUCAUUACUGCCAUUUCUUGAAAGGAGUAAAACGGCCACCCCCUCCCUGGAAACCAACUGAAAACUAACAGCAGAAGUGACAGCUGCCUCUUCAAAAUGUGGCAGGCGGCCACCCCCUUGAAAACCAAUGUAAAACUAACACCAAUCCAUCUAUGAACUAAAAACUGCCACCAAUCCUAAAUGAACAGUGAAAAACAGAUAUAAAUAGAAGCUUUACCACAAAGUUCAGGGAGGAGGGAUUGGAGGGGGAAAAAAAGAAAACUACAUUACAGAAGUACACAAACAGUUUGAGCUCAUUUUUCUUUUACACAAAAUUGAUGCAGAAAUUUGUGAAAUUAAGCAGAAGGCCAUUCUUAAGCUAAGAAACUCCAACCAGAUGAGAAGGGAAGAAGAAGGUGGCGGUGGUCGUUGACGAAGGGAGAAGGGUUUCGGGGUUUUGGAAGAGGGAGUUGAGGUGUAGAGAGGCGGCUAGGUUUGAUUUGUUUCUGGAAGAGGAAGAGAGAAGUGGAAGAAUCGAGAGAACAGGAGAGAGAGGAAGAGGGCGGCCGCCGCUGGCCUUAGAUUAGGAUUAGGUUUUUUUUUGUCUCAAGAGAUUGAUUUUAUACACAUAUGCAAACGACGAUUUUGCCCUUAGGGUUUCUAACUAAUUACGUACCCGUGCCACCGUCCUUUUGUGAGCUUACCAAAUUGCCCUUCCCCCCUUCUCUGCUCUAAAACGAGAUAAACAAAAAAUUUGUAGUUAGCGCGUUUCGAACCCUUGUUCCCUCGGUCAAACGCGAAUUUGGUCUGGCGUUUUAGCCAGUUGGGCUGCUAGCCCUCAUGCGUUAAUUUUAUAAUCCCGUAUAGUUUUAUUCAUUUAAAAUCCUUAAUACGAAAUGUAGAAUUGCGGAUUAAGUAUAUCUCGUUUUUUUUUACGUCAUAAUACUUCCUAAUAACUAAAACACUUGCAUUUUUUGUCAUAACCUCAUGAUAAUCUAAAUGAAUUUUUAUUAACAAAAUUAUAAUACGAAAUUCACGAUCAGUGGAACGUGAUUACAAUUAAAUUAUCAAAGUUCAAACGAACUACGUGGACUUCGAUCCCGUCUAACGGGUACGUAGGCAACCUGUAAGGUUCGAGUCCAAUUAAUCAACUAACUUUAUCUUUAAAUUUUUACGUCAGUGGGCGUAUAAUUAAAUUAUAACUAAUACGAUUAAAUCAUUAAAUGGUCCAGUGGGACCCCAAAAAUAUAAAAUAAUUACUAAAAAUACACCCAACGAAUACAAAAACUUAUCAACUUAAGUAGUACCGAUUUAGGGCGUUGUGGGGGUGUUGCUUAACUUCCCCACACGUAACCGUACUCCCGAACCCAGAACUUUAUUUUCGCAGACCAUGCCUCGGUUCUGACACUAAGGUUAGAGCCGACCGAAGAGUGUUCGAUCCACUCAAAGUAAGAUCGAUGGCGACUCCCAAAAACGCCGACGCGACGACAUUCGGACCCCCCCCGGACGGGACGGUUGCGACAGUUGGCGACUCCGCUGGGGACUUCGAGAGUCGAGCUACAUAACUAAGUUCGAUAAGUUUUCUAAUUUUCUAUUACGUGUUGGGUGUUUACUUUCUUAUUUGCGCAAUUAUAUUUUCGCAAUUUAAUUCUGCAUUCAUGCAUAAAAGCUCUAUACCCGAGCUAUCCUAUUAGAAACGGAAAAGGAGUACCGUGACUUUCACAGUAGUGGAAAGCACGCAAAACUUUCCAACCAAGUUGAACUCAGAUCCGAGGUUGAUCUUGAGGUAUCCAGCCAGUUCGUAAGGGCUGUGGCAGGAUACAACUUGGGAGCCAAAUCCCUAGGAAUCCCUCUGCCAGCAUAUAGUAAGCAUAGAGGCCUCCCUAAACCGUCCAAAAUAAUCCUGAGACAACCCUAGCACCACGUCAUUAUGCCCUCUGAAAGCCCUAGGUUUUCCCAAAUAGGGUUAUAUUUUUAUUAUCUAUAUAUGUGUGUUUUCUAACGUGAUAACUUGUGGUAUGUUCUCCCAAGUGCAAUAUAUUUAUUUGUGAGAACAAUGUGAAUUUUCUUUUCUUCUUUGAAAAAAUAGACUCAUAAGCAUCAUUCUCUUUUUGUGUUUUCAUUUAUGCAUUUAAAAUAAAUCAUGAAAACAUUUUCAAAAUGCACGUGCAUCUGUGCAUCGCAUAAGCAUCAUACAUACUCUCCAUCGUUCAUUCAAGUCAAUUUAAUAAAAGUAAUUGGUCAGGGUUCCUUAAAAUUGCUCGUCCACAAGGAAAAAAUCAAGACUUCAAGUACUUAACUAGAUCCAAGCUCGAGGUCUUUAUGGAUGCAUUUCAAAAAGAGUUGAACGACAUCAAAGGAAAGCUGACCGGGUUUGACGAGAAGCUAGUGGGGUUCGAUGAGAAACUAACGGGCUUCGAUGAGAUGAAAAGCCAGCUCAACACAAUAGUGAGCAUAUUGUACAGAAAAGGGAAGGAGGUUGCAACGAACGAGGAAGAAAUCGUAUUUGAUGACGACGAUCACUAUGAGCAACCUCAGGGAAACGUCUCAGGUAGUAAAUUCAUUCUCAUACCUUCGAAGAACACAGGCGAAAAAGGUGAUAUUGGGUCAUCAAAGCAUGACAAAUCCGGAGAACCCGAGAAGCAAGAGGAACAUAAAAUUGAAGCUAUGCUAGAAGAAAAAUUAGAACACUUGAAUGAACGAAUAAGAAGCAUAGAAGGAGUUGAGUCGUACGAGCCUAUGGAUGCAUCAAAACUAUGUCUGGUCCCAGAUGUCGUGAUUCCUCACAAAUUUCAAAUGCCAGAAUUUGAAAGAUACAAUGGCACCACUUGCCCAAAAAGUCAUCUGGUCAUGUACUGUAACAAAAUGGCCAACCAUAUUCGAGAUGAAAGACUAAUGGUACAUUGCUUCCAAAACAGCCUGAGUAGUUCUGCCCUACGAUGGUAUAUGCAACUAGAGAAAACAAAAGUGAGAAGAUGGCAAGACCUCGCAGAUGCAUUCAUGAGGCACUACAAGCAUAACCAGGAUCUGGCUCCAGACCGAGAAGAUCUGAGGAAUAUGGAAAAGAAUGAGAAAGAGUCUUUCAGAGAAUAUGCUCAAAGGUGGAGAGAGAAAGCUGCAGAUGUUCAACCUCCUCUGUCAGAAAAAGAGAUGGUGUCAAUCUUCUUCGGAACACUAAGGGCUCCAUACUACAACAACAUGGUCGGAAUUACCACAACCAACUUUGCGGAUCUGCUUGUAAUCGGAGAGCGAAUAGAAAAGGGUUUGAAGCAAGGUCGGAUGGAAACCCCAGAAGCCUCUAAUUUUAUAAUCCCGUAUAGUUUUAUUCAUUUAAAAUCCUUAAUACGAAAUGUAGAAUUGCGGAUUAAGUAUAUCUCGUUUUUUUUACGUCGUAAUACUUCCUAAUAACUAAAACACUUGCAUUUUUUGUCAUAACCUCAUGAUAAUCUAAAUGAAUUUUUAUUAACAAAAUUAUAAUACGAAAUUCACGAUCAGUGGAACGUAAUUACAAUUAAAUUAUCAAAGUUCAAACGAACUACGUGGACUUCGAUCCCGUCUAACGUGUACGUAGGCAACCUGUAAGGUUCGAGUCCAAUUAAUCAACUAACUUUAUCUUUAAAUUUUUACGUCAGUGGGCGUAUAAUUAAAUUAUAACUAAUACGAUUAAAUCAUUAAAUGGUCCAGUGGGACCCCAAAAAUAUAAAAUAAUUACUAAAAAUACACCCAACGAAUACAAAAACUUAUCAACUUAAGUAGUACCGAUUUAGGGCGUUGUGGGGGUGUUGCUUAACUUCCCCACACGUAACCGUACUCCCGAACCCAGAACUUUAUUUUCGCAGACCAUGCCUCGGUUCUGACACUAAGGUUAGAGCCGACCGAAGAGUGUUCGAUCCACUCCAAGUAAGAUCGAUGGCGACUCCCAAAAACGCCGACGCGACGACAUUCGGACCCCCCCCCCCCCCCCCGGACGGGACGGUUGCGACACCUAUCAUAGACAAUUUGAGUACAAUAUCCUUUACCAAAUCGUUAGCUUGAUCUUUAUCACUAACAUCUUCUCAUUGCUUGAUCCGAUUCCUAUCGCGAGCAAUUUGAGUACAAUGUCCCUUACAAAAUUGUUAGUUUGAUCUUUACCACUAACAUAUUUCUCAUUGUUUGAAUUGAUGUCCAUCAAAAACAAUUUGAGUGCUUCAUCCUUUACCAAAAUGACUAGUUUGAUCUUUAUCACUGACAUUUUCCUCAUUGUUUGAAUUGAUUUCUAUCACAAACGAUUUGAGUACAAGAUCCUUUACAAAAUGAUUAGUUUGAUUUUAUCGCAGUCAUUUUUCACAUUGAUCAAUUUGAUUUCAAUCUUAGACAACUUGAGCAUAUCAUGGUUACCAAAAUGAUUAGCUUGAUUUUAUCGCUAUCUUCGUUCUCAUUGGCCAACAUGGUUCCUACCACAGACAACUUAUGUACAUCGUUUUUACAAAAUGGUUAGCUUGAUUUCAUCGCUAAACAUUCUCCAAUUUGAUCCAUUUGUUCCUAUCACGAACAACUUGAGUAUAUCAUUGUUAGUUGUUACCGAAUGGCCAGUUUGAUUUCAUCACUGCCAUUUUCUUAUACAAUUUGGCUACCAUCAUCUUAACAAUAUGGAUACGUCUCUAUUACCAAAGAUCAGCUCAAAUUCUACUUUUGAGGGUUUCACUUUUCAAAAUGUGGUGUCUUUAUAGAAACUUUGUGUAACUCUUUAUACAAAGAGAUAUACAAAGGGGGCAACUGUAGACACCACAUUUUGUCCGGAAUCAGGCCUUAAUUGUAUCACAAUUAUAUUUGGAAAGGUAACUUGAAGUGAAUUGAUUGAGACUAGCAGUAGCAAGUCAAUAUGAACCAAUGAUUAUCAAUUAUUGUUCUACGCAUUGAGAUUAGGAAUUUAGUACGCUUCCGGUUUUGGAUGUUGAUAUGAAUUACAAUAUAUAGAGCACGAAUCAGUAAAGACUAAAAUAAACUUUGCUAAUUGAU